Molecule: messenger RNA, 4384 nt
Organism: Toxotes jaculatrix (banded archerfish)
Lineage: Eukaryota; Metazoa; Chordata; Actinopteri; Toxotidae
Gene: asb13a.2
Product: ankyrin repeat and SOCS box containing 13a, tandem duplicate 2
Exons: 6
Coding region: 88-930 (280 amino acids)
Biological process (GO): intracellular signal transduction; positive regulation of protein catabolic process; protein ubiquitination
Molecular function (GO): protein binding
Source: RefSeq, a predicted model, not a curated record
CAGGGACGCGUCUGUUUACAAAUAUCUCGUAUCGCUGUUUCAGCGUUAGCGUCGCUAAAUCGUACGUGGAAUAAAAAAAAAGGGAGGAUGGAAAUUGAAAAUACUCAGCCAUAUUUCUUUGGAGACAUCGGAUGCUGGUCUGAGAGGACAGAGGUGCACAAGGCAGCCUCCCUGGGCCAGGCCUCCCAGCUGCAGCACCUCAUUCAGAGCGGAGCUUCGGUCAAUGUGGUGGCGGUAGACUCUAUCACGCCACUGCAUGAGGCCUGCGUCCGCGGACAGGCCCAGUGUGUCCGGCUGCUGCUGGAGGCUGGAGCCCAGGUGGAUGCGAGGAACGUAGACGGCAGUACCCCGCUGUGUGACGCCUGUUCAGCAGGUAGUUUGGAGUGUGUAAGGCUCUUGCUGGAGUACGGAGCCAAGGCCAACCCGGCCCUCACCUCUCGCACAGCCUCACCUCUGCAUGAGGCCUGCAUGGGAGGUAACUCAGACUGUGUGAAGCUCCUGAUUGCCAUGGGUGCCAGUCUAGAGUCAUAUGACCUUUACUACGGGACCCCGCUGCACGUGGCUUGUGUUAACGAACACACAGACUGUGUUAAAGUGCUGCUCAAUGCAGGUGCUAAAGUGAAUGCUGCCCGGCUACAUGAAACUCCACUGCACCACGCUGCUAAAAACAUGCGAGUGGAGAUGAUAGAGACGCUGGUGGAGUUCGGGGCCAACAUCUACGCCAGAGAUCAGCACGAGAGGAAACCCGUGGACUACACCACGCCGGGCUCUCCCUCUGCAGCCUGCCUGCAGUUUUAUGAGACCACUCCCAUGAGUCUGCAGCAGCUCAGCAGGUUGGCAGUGAGGAAGAAGCUGGGCACCAGAGCUCUGCAGGUCAUAGGUCAACUGGAUAUACCUAAACUCAUCAUCAGCUACCUCUGCUAUCAGUGAGAGCUACCUGGAGGAGGAGUUAGAUCAGUGCUCAAAGCGAGAGACUGGAAAUUCACAGAGCCGCCGCACCAUUCUCAGAUAUAACAGAACACAUAAAGGUUAGUGACAAGCACAGAGAUCUCACACGCUUCUAUUCACAACGCGACAAUCGUUUCAAGACCUGGAAGCAAAAAAGCUACAGAGUGGGGCUGAGGCAGAGAGGGGUAUCUUAUCUCCUGUACUGGAAAUGCCAUUUUUUGUGAUAUAUUCACCAGUUAGUGUGUUCACAGAUGUAUGUAAUCAGACACCCCACCACAACUCCUUUAAACCAUGUAAACACUAUGAUCAAACUGUUACCUAAUGUGUUUAUGCAUAGUUAUUGUUUUAUAAUGUGCAUGAAACACUGCUUGGACAUGGACACUUACAGAGACCUUCCAGCAGGAAAGUUUAAUCAAAACUUGAAACCCCCAAAAUGUCUCCUCAGCAGCAGCUUCAGUUUUGGAAAAGCUGCCCUCACCACCGCUCCCCUUGGCUUCCUGUACUACAAGCUACCACACUCACUGGUUCGGGUCAGUAAACAUGAGGGUGCUGUGCGACAGUUACUUUUUUAGCUGGUUUGGUUGUCGGCAACGGAGCCACCAACAUGUGAUCUUAACUAUAAAUUGCAGCUGGUCUUAAAUAGCUUUUAAUAAUGUAAACAGAACAAGUUUAACUCAGUCAGCUGGUUGAUUUGGAAGUCGGAAAUGGAAGAGAGAGGGGGGGCUAAAGGUCGCUGGAUCAAAUCCUGGAUUUUCCCAGUAAAUGCAAGCAAGUCACUAAACACGCAGGUGUAUGGUAAAUACUGAGUGGUAGUUAAAAUAUGAAAUAACACAUUACAUGCAUGCUUUGUCAGCAUUCCCUGGAUAACUACAAGAAAAGCACAUAACAUCUACAGGAAUACCAAGCAGUCAUGUUGUCACAGCAGCUUUCAGAGUGAAGUUCUCCAGAUGCUGCUUCACUUCAUCUCAGAUUCCUGUGAUUCAAACCUGGCAACAAGGAGUCAGUGUCCUGGCUGCCUAUUUAUAGCUUUGUGUCUGAUGCUCCAUUAAAUCUACUUAUAGACACGGGCACAGAGAGCUUCAUGAGGUCUUGGUAUUUGUAGAAGGAGGCGCAGGAAGUCGUUUAUGAAUUCCACCAAGAGCUUUCAAUUGAUUCAUUAACUCUCUUCUAAGUUGACGUGACCUGUUUUAGUGGUUUCAUAACUUCACUUUAUCCAGGGAGGUUGAAUCAGGCCAAACAUGCACUUUAUGAUUUGACACCAGAACACCGGAAGAUGAGUUAAGGAUACAGGACGGCACUUUAUGAGAUGAACUUUGUUUAUAGGCACUUCAUUUGUUUUCGUUCAGGUGUGAUCUCUGUCUCUGUUUCUCCUCAGACCAAACACAGACAGUGGAUCCAGCUAUGGUGGACAUCUUGUUUGUCCUUUUUAACCUGGUGAACUUAAACAACAAUACACAUUCCAUCUGUUACAGUGAACUUUAGUUUCAGGACACUUCAGUCUGCGCUCGUGUUAUAGCUGCAUUUGGUCAAGUCAGUUUUAUCGAGUGAACAGAUGUUAUCUCAAGGCACUUUUCAUAUAGAGCAGGUCUAGACUGUACUCUUUAUAACGUUAUCUACAGAGAGACAGUGUUUCCUCCAAGAGCAGCACUUGGCGACAGCGAUAAGGAAAAACUCCCGUCAGACUUUUAUGUGAAAAAUAAUCCUGUCUCCCAUCAGCCUCAGUCACAAAGUAGGCUUUCUGUAUUGAGGAGCUAACUGAGAAGCUCUGGUGUGGACGCCUGUCCAUCCACAGGAAGUGAAAACUUCAAACUUAAAGGACAAAUACCUAUGUUAAUGCUGAGACAUCUCAGUCAGGAGAAUCAUCACCUCAGGAAAACCAGAGCACAGUACUGUUUUUAUCUAACUUUGUAUUAAUUCAGUCUCAAACAGCAGAAUAGGGGUGAGCGAGUGCUGUGUCCGCAAACAGCUGAACUCUGCUGAACUCAACAUCUUUUUUUCUCUCUUGCCCUUUUUCCUGACUUUCCGGUGCGAGCCGCGGCCUGAGGCUCUGUGUUUUCAGGUUGGCCGUCCGUCCCCAUUCAUGUGAAUGCCAUAUCUCAGGAAAGCCUUGAGGGCAUUACAUUACAUCUGGCACAGACGUCCACUUGGCCUCAAGGAGGAACUGCUUAGAAUUUGGUGGUCAAAGGUCGAAGGUCAUUGACCUUAUCAAGCACCUUUUUUGGCCACAACUCAAGAAUUCAUGUGCUAAUUGUGACAAAGUUUCACACAAAUGUCUAAUAGGAUAGAAGUGAUGACAUUUUAUAUCCAAUAGGUCAAAGGUCAGCUUUGCUGUGACAUCAUAUGGUCGCCAUGACUCAAGAACAGAAAGGCACAGGGUGUUAAUCUCAAGUUCCCUCCUUGUGACUUUUGUGACUGUAUAAAUCUUCUUAAGGUGUGUGUGUGUGUGUGAAGCAUCCACAGGCAGUGAACCUAGCUCCCAUUAGAUUUAUGCCAUUAAACACCGUCCACGUGCAGUUCACUGACGUCAGGCCUCAGGAUUUUUAGGUGUCCGCGUUCACAAUUUUCAAACCUCCUGCUUCCAUGUGGAGCUGCCAGCAGGCAGUUACCCCAUGCAACUUUAAAGAGCAAGAGGCCAUCUGUCAGCUCUCUUCGAGGGUCUGCGCCUGUGUGUCUGCUGUUCACCGACAGGUCUUUACACAGCAUUCAAAAGCAAUAUUUCAUGCUCACGGCACUGCAUCCAAAACCUCUCAGUUCACUCCCCUCAUUUGGCUCUCUCCCUAAACGUGCCCAGGCUGCACGAUGCUGGCCUGAAAACAUAGCUUGUCUGCUGCACUCCAUAAACAUGCCAAGUUGUGGAAGUUCUUUUAACCAGAAUAUAAAUUCUAACUAACUAAUCUUCCAUCAUUAAAAUAUACUUGGACCAGUUUUCAGUCUGGUUCGUUACAGUCUUAGCCUGUAAAUAAUCUCAAAGCGCAGAUCUCUUUCUUCAUGUGGACUGUUCCUUUUAAGACCAUUUUAAAAUAUUUGACCCCGAUACAGAUGGGGGCUUGCACUUAUGGCUUAAAAUAACCACUACAAAACAUGCUCGGUUUCAAAGCACUUUAAGUCUACAGAGGGGGAAAAAAAGCAGAGAGGAGGAGCAGGCAUGCAGGGUAUGUCCAGUUAUCUAAGACCAACAACGAGGCUCCUGCUCCAAAAUAGGAAUGUUGAACUUCAGGUUGGAACAACGGAGUGGUUGGUUGGUUCUGAAAACGUUCCUCCCGGUUCAUCAGAUUAAACAGCGCUGGCAGUUCUCUCAGUUUAUGUGUUCUAAUAAAAGUGAGUAAAGUCAGGUUCAAUCUGCACUGAUGCUGAGAACCCACUGAUUUAUCUGAUUAAGGUGCUAUAAAAACUGUGAAGUCAUCCGUUAAAAUGUGUCACAAAUAUGAAUCUUAUG